GAAGAAAUCAUAGAAAAUAUCAUAAACCAAUUAAACAUAAAUCAUAAUAUAUCAACAAGUAUUGCAAAAGAGGCACUUGGUAAUGAAAAUAAAUAUAUUAGAAAAUUUAAAAAACAUCAUAAUCAAAGCAUAGACAAUUAUGUCAAAAAUAAUUAUAGUGAUGACAAUUUGGAAGUUGACAAUAAUUUGGAAGAAAAUACUGAAGCUUUAGAUCAAAAUAAGUAA
This is a messenger RNA of Entrophospora candida, 225 nucleotides long. Lineage: Eukaryota; Fungi; Glomeromycota; Glomeromycetes; Entrophosporales; Entrophosporaceae. The record is from the annotation of a GenBank genome assembly.